Molecule: messenger RNA, 1387 nt
Organism: Eleginops maclovinus (Patagonian blennie)
Lineage: Eukaryota; Metazoa; Chordata; Actinopteri; Perciformes; Eleginopidae
Gene: tal2
Product: T-cell acute lymphocytic leukemia 2
Exons: 2
Coding region: 189-527 (112 amino acids)
Biological process (GO): regulation of transcription by RNA polymerase II
Molecular function (GO): RNA polymerase II cis-regulatory region sequence-specific DNA binding; protein dimerization activity; DNA-binding transcription factor activity, RNA polymerase II-specific
Source: RefSeq, a predicted model, not a curated record
CCUCCCUCCCUCACACCCUCUCUCUUUAGCUCUUUCCCUCUCUCCUGCUCACAAGGAUCUGUCAGCGAGCAUGAGAAGACACAACUGAGUGGACAUUCACAGCGGACCACUGGACACUGAUGACCUGCGGAGGACCACUCUGAAACUGAGAUUUCUGCACAUUUCUACACACAGCUCAACUCAGCACCAUGACCAGGAAGGUGUUCACCAACACGAGGGAGCGUUGGCGCCAGCACAACGUCAACACCGCCUUCGCCGAGCUCCGCAAGCUCAUCCCCACCCAUCCUCCAGAGAAGAAGCUGAGCAAGAACGAGAUCCUGCGCCUGGCCAUGCGCUACAUCAACUUCCUGGUGCAGCUGCUGGAGACCCAGACAGGUCAACCGGCCAGCCACUCCCCCACUGCUCUGCUCACCUUUCUCAGAGGAAACAUGGAGCAGCUGCACUCCCCUACUCACACCUGGGCCAUGACCAGCGACACAGAAGUCCCGUCACCUGAAUCCAGCUGCGACAGCUCCGAGGCCUGGUAGAAAACACGGGAAAAAGGAAACUCUUGAGUGGACCUUCUGACCCUUUACCCAGGGUUUUAACAAACUGUUCUUGUCUUUUCUCAAGACUCUUUUUGUCUCUGCAUUUGUCACCCGUGUGUGUUUCAAUGCAGAAGACCCAAUAUUGUGUGAUAUAUGUGGGCUCCAAACAUGGCUGGAAAUGUUGGUACAGCCUCCACACUGAUCAGUGUUAAAAUAUGAUUUGCGGGUGAAAUUAAUUUGUAUUCUGCAUGGAUGUGUAAAAACCUGGAUGUACAAUAUUCCCUUCAUGUCUUCAUGUUAAUGCCCGCCUGGAACUAAAUUAGUUUUGCAAUGACAGGGUGUUUUGCCGAUGAGGAAAAUGGAGGGGAUUAAGGAAUUUCUCAUUUCAAGCAAUAGAUUCAGCACUUGAAUAGAUAAUGGCUCAGCCAAUUCUCCAGACUGCAAUCGUCUCAAAAUAGCCAAGGGCACUUUUUUCUACGACAUGCUGUUUUUUUUCUCAAGAAGACUAAAUCUGACCUUUAUUUUCAUUGAUAAAGGUUAUUUGACUUCAGAAGAAUCAGUUAUGUGAAAGACUUUUGCUGUUUCUCACAAAUACAGUAGUACACAACAGUGUUCAGUAUUUCUUGAAGACCAAUGUUUUCUUACGAUUGGGUUGAGAAAUGACAUCAAAAAUGACAAUCCGCUUUUGAUUAGUUAUAUCCUUUACUACGCAUAUGUCUCCUCAUUUAAAUGUGUUUGAGCUUAUGUAAAAUAUGCAUGUCAUAUAGCCAAAGAUUAUGAAUUGAUUGUCUACUGUAAAGAGUGUGCUAUUUAUCUUCUCAUACCUCCUUUUUAAGUUAUUUUGGUGUGCUUGUUAAUAU